Molecule: messenger RNA, 6105 nt
Organism: Mirounga angustirostris (Northern elephant seal)
Lineage: Eukaryota; Metazoa; Chordata; Mammalia; Carnivora; Phocidae
Gene: TRIM65
Product: tripartite motif containing 65
Exons: 7
Coding region: 118-1803 (561 amino acids)
Biological process (GO): positive regulation of autophagy
Molecular function (GO): zinc ion binding; protein binding
Source: RefSeq, a predicted model, not a curated record
ACGAGCUGUGUGCCCAGAGCUGUGUGCCCAUUGCUCUUACUGACCGGCGCAACCUCGUGCCGUCUUAUUUAAUCGCCAAAACUGCUGGGAAGUAGCUGCUGUUGUCCAGGUUUACAGAUGAGGGGUCCGUGGGGGCCUUCAGCCAGGAAGAGGCCCCGAGGCCCAACGGGGUUCCCAAAGGUUCUGGUCCCUGGAGGUGGCGGCCGCUCCCCUACACAGGAGCCGCUUAACGAGGGUUUGGGGAAAGGGGAUGGAGCUCCCAGAGUGGGACCACCGAGAGCUGGACCCCAACUCCCAUCCUGGGGCGGCAUGAGGCAGCGAGGGUGGCUCGGAGCCUGGACAGAGGGGAGAAAGUGGGCGCGGCGAGGGCCCAGGUACCCGAGGUGGGGGAGGCAACAGCCGCUCUGCUCCAGCUCCAGGGGCCCUCGAUCCUCCCCGCCCCCGUCGCGCCUCGCGACUCCGGCCCGCUUUCGGAGGCCCCGCCUCGCCGGCCGCCGCGCCCCGCCUCCGCGCCGCGCCCCGCUCCUCCCCGCCCGCCGUCCCCGGAGGCCCCGCUCCCGAGCCGCGCACCGCCCGCCCGCCUUCGGGAGGCACCGCCCCCCGCGCGCCGCCGCCGCCGCCACCGCCAUGGCCGCGCCGCCGCUGGAGGACGAGCUGACCUGCUCCAUUUGCCUGGGGCUCUAUCUGGAGCCGGUGACGCUGGUCUGCGGCCACAACUUCUGCGGGGCCUGCAUCCGGGACUGGGGGGACCGCCGCGACAAGGCGUGCCCCGAGUGCCGGAAGCCCUUCCCCGACGGCGCCGAGCUGCGCCGCAACGUGGCGCUCAGCGCAGUGCUCAAGGCGAUGCGCGCCGGGCCCGCCCCGGCCGCCGGCCCCGACCCUGCCCGGGCCCCUGGCUCCGCCCCGGGCGCGCGCUGCCCCCGACACGGGCGGCCGCUCGACCUCUUCUGUCGCACCGAGGGUCGCUGCAUAUGCAGCGCGUGCACCGUGAACGAGUGUCGCCUCCACGAGCGGGCGCUGCUGGACGCCGAGCGUCGGGAGCGCGAGGCCCAGCUGAGAGCCAUGUUGGAGGUCAGCCAGCAGCAGGCCACCCAGGCCGAGAGGCAGCUGAAGGAACUGCAGCAGCAGAGAAGCCAGAUCCAGAGCUCGGCCUGCAGCCUGGCCUCCGUGAUCUCUGGCAAGUUCAGCUGCCUGCUGCAGGCCCUAGAGAUGCGACGGGCCUUGACACUGAAGGACAUCAAGGUGGCCGAGACCCAGGCGCUAGCACAAGCCCAGGAUGGAGAAGAGCGACUACAGGGCCACCUGGAGGCCCUGGCUAGUUAUGACCGCGGGGUCCGGGACCUCCUGGAGCUGCUGGAUGACCGGACCUUCCUCCAGGAGUCACAGCUCCUGGUGCCCCCGGGGCCUCUUGGGCCUCUGACUCCUCCGCAGUGGGACGAAGAUCAGCAGCUGGCCGGCCUGAAGGAGUCACUGAGCCGGCUGUGUGACCUCCUCCUGGAUGAGGGGGGCCACCCCAGAGCACCAGCUGAGGCUGCUGAUUUGGGCCCCGUGGAGGCCCCGGGCCCCCUGGCACCAGUCCCGAGUCCGGUUUGUCCACUGAGGAGGAAACUCUGGCAGAAUUAUCGCAAUCUGACCUUCGAUCCGGACAGCGCCAAUCGCCACCUCUACCUGUCUCGUCAGGACCAGCAGAAAGAAAUGCAAAAUUUCAGUUUAGAGAAGAGUGAAACUACAGAGGAUUUUCUCACCAAGACCCCCAGCUUAAGAAUGUCUAAUUUAGGAAGAUGUUAUGCAGAGCCUCCUUGAGUCUUUCCUGGAAGGAGAGAAGAAAACGAAGAUCUAUGAAAUAUUAAAUGAGGGGUGCAAUCCGGGGGGAACUCACGGGAAGAAGGGGCAGAUCAUAGAGGGCCUUGUGGAGGAAGUAGCAUCUGAGCUGGGCUGUCAUGGGUUGCUAGGACGAAGGCGUGCAGAAACCAGUGCAGGAAAAGCUCUUCCAGCAGAGGAGUAGCGGAACCAGGCUGGGUGUGCCCAGUUUGGCAGGAAGGCGAGUAAUGAGUUCCAUACGUUGGUUUCCACUGGGAUCGCUACUUGAUCAUGACUAUCUCUUGUUUGCCAAGACCCAGGAACAGUUCGGAGGCUCGGGCAUCAGCACCACCCUGCUCCAAGGCCUGGCAGCCAGGCUGCAGGGGCUUGCUGAGACCACAGACACGCCUGGUUUUGCAGGGGUGAGGGGUGCCACUUGGGUUGGGACAUGUUCAUGGAUAAGCGCCAGCCGGCCUUCUGCUUCCCAGAUCAGAGCCUGCUCAGGAAGAUCGGCUUCCCUAGGAAAGCAUAGAGUUGUGAUUUUCAAGAUGGUGGUGUUUUAAUACUUCAUUUCCAUUAUUGUAGCUUUAAGGCUGUCCGACAGAGUAAUUCUUUUUUGAAAUGAAUUGGCUCUUAAGGGGAAAAGGUAACUGGCACUUUUGAGGUCUGUAGGAGCAUGUUCAUGCCUGCAUCUCACUCUGCCCUUGCAAGAACUAUGUCAUGAAGGAUGAGAAAUGGAAUUCUGACAGGUUACGUAUCUUGCCAGAGGUCACACAACUCUUCCAGUGGAGGAGGUAGAAUUUAAACCCAGAAAGUGCAACCUGAAAAUAAUCCUAAACCUCAUAUAUGAACCUAUCUACAGGGCUGCAGUACUGCUUGAAAGGAAAAGAAAAAGGUCAAACUGAAGCAAAACCAAGCAAAAGCCAUCCAGCAAAUGGGACUAAUGAGCAAGCCAUUCCCAGCCUCGCUUGCAUCUAUGAAAUUGAAAUGGGACCCAAGCCAUGUCCCAUGGUAGCACUGAAUGGUUUUGAUGUACAUUUUUUAAAGUUUAUUUAUUUAUUUUUUAGUGAUCUCUACACCCAACGUGGGGAUCAAACUCAUGACCCCAAGAUUAAGAGUCGCAUGCUCUUCCAACUGAGCCAGCCAGGCACCCCGUUUUGAUGUACUUUACAAUUUUUGAUUUGUAUUCAUUUCAAAAUAAUAGAAUUUAAAAAGUAAUUAAAUUUUUUUAAUUUAAAUUCAAUUAAUUAACAUAGAGUGAGUGUAUUACUAGUUUCAGAGGUAGAGUUCAGUGAUUCAUCAGUUGUAUAUAACACCCAGUGCUCAUUACAUCACGGGCCCUCCUUAAUGCCCAUCACCCAGUUACCCCAUCCCCCACCAGCAACCCUCAGUUUGUUUCCUAUGAUUAAGAGUCUCUUAUGGUUUGUCUCCCUCUCUGAUUUCAUCUUGUUCUAUGUUUCCCUCCCUUCCCCUAUGUUCCUCUGUUUUGUUUAUUAAAUUCCACAUGAGUGAAAUCAUAUUAAUUCUCUGAUUGAAAUAUUUCACUUAGCAUAAUACCCUCUAGUUCCACCUACGUCAUUGCAAAUGGCAAGAUUUCAUUUUUUUGAUGGCCGAGUAAUAUUUCAUUGUGUGUGUGUGUGUGUGUGUGUAUCUCACAGCUUCUUUAUCCAUUCAUCUAUCGAUGGACAUCUGGGCUCUUUCCAUAGUUUGGCUAUUGUGGACAUUGCUGCCAUAAACACUGGGAUGCAGGUACAUCACUACAUUUGUAUCUUUGGGGUAAAUACCUAGUAGUGCAAUUGCUGGGUUGUAGGGUAGCUCUAUUUUCAACUUUUUGAGGAACCUCCAUACUGUUUUCCAGAGUGGCUGCACCAGCUUGCAUUCCCACCAACAGUGUAGGAGGGCUCCCCUUUCUCCUUAUCCUCACCAACAUCCGUUGUUUCCUGACUUGUUAAUUUGCCCAUUCUGACUGGUGUGAGGUGGUAUCUCAUUGUGGUUUUGAUUUGUAUUUCCCUGAUAGUGAUGUUGAGCAUUUUUUCAUGUGUCUGUUGACCAUUUGAAUGUCUUCUUUGGAGAAAUGUCUGUUCGUGUCUUGUGCCCAUUUCUUUCUUUCUUUUUUUUUUUUUUUAAAGAUUUUAUUUAUUUAUUUGACAGAGAGAGACACAGUGAGAGAGGGAACACAAGCAGGGGGAGUGGGAGAGAGAGAAGCAGGCUUCCUGCCGAGCAGGGAGCCCGAUGCGGGGCUCGAUCCCAGGACCCUGGGAUCAUGACCUGAGCCGAAGGCAGAUGCUUAACGACUGAGCCACCCAGGCGCCCCUUGUGCCCAUUUCUUGAUUGGAUGAUUUGUUCUUUGGGUGUUGAGUUUGAUGCGUUCUUUAUAGAUUUUGGAUAGUAGCCCUUUAUCUGAUAAGGCAUUUGCAAAUAUCUUCUCCCAUUCUGUGGGUUGUCUUUUGGUUUUGUUGACUGUUUCCUUUGCUUUCAAAAUUUGUCCUGAUGAAGUCCCAAUAGUUCAUUGUUGCCUUUGUUUCCCUUGCCUUCGGUGAUGUUUCUAAGAAGAAGUUGCUGUGGCUGAGGUCGAAGAGGGUGCUACCUGUGUUCUCCUCUAGGAUUCUGACAGGAUUCUCCUGUCUCACAUUUAGGUCUUUCAUCCAUUUUGAGUCUAUUUUUGUGUACGGUGAAGGAAAUGGUCCAGUUUCAUUCUUCUGCAUGUGACUGCCCAAUUUUCCCAACACCAUUUGUUGAAGAGACUUGUCUUUUUCCCAUUGGAUAUUCUUUCCUGCUUUGUCAAAGAUUAGUUGACCAUAGAAUUGAGGGUCCAUUUUCUGGAUUUUCUAUUCUGUUCCACUGAUCUAUGUGUCUGUUUUUGUGCCAGUACCAGGCUGUCUUGAUGAUGACAGCUUUGUAAUAUAGCUUGAAGUCCAGAAUUGUGAUGCCACCAGGUUUGGUUUUCUUUGUUGACAUUCCUGCGGCUAUUCAGGGUCUUUUUUGGUUCCAUACAAAUUUUAGGAUUAUUUAUUUCAGCUCUGUGAAAAAUGUUGAUGGUAUUUUGAUAGGGAUUGCAUUGAACAUAUAGAUUGCUCUAGAUAGCAUAGACGUUUUAACAAUAUUUGUUCUUCCAAUCCAUAGAGCAUGGAACGUUUUUCCAUUUCUUCGUGUCUUCCUCACUUUCUUUCAUGAGUGUUCUAUAGCUUUCAGAGUACAUAUGCUUUGCCUCUUUGGUUAGGUUUAUUCCUAGUGACUCCUUAAUUUCUCUUUUUUCUGUCUCAUUGUUAGUGUAUAGAAAUGCAACUGAUUUCUGUGCAUUGAUUUUAUCUCCUGCCACGUUGCUGAAUUCUUGUAUGAGUUCUAGCAAUUUUGGGGUGGAGUCUUUUGGGUUUUUCACAUAGAGUAUCAUGUCAUCUGUGAAGAGUGGGAGUUUGACUUCUUCUUUGCUGAUUCGGAUGCCUUUUAUUUCUUUUUGUUGCCUGAUUGCUUAGGCUAGGACUUCUAGUACUAUGUUAAACAACAGUGGUGAGAGUGGACAUCCCUGCCUAAGGUGAUCCUGACCUUAGGGGAAAAGCUCUGCUUGAGAAUGAUAUUCGCUGUGGGCUUUUUGCAUAUGGCUUUUAUGAUAUUGAGGUAUGUUCCCUCUAACCCUACACUGUGAAGAAUUUUAAUCAAGAAAGGAUGCGUGUACUUUGUCAAAUGCUUUUUCUGCAUCUAUUGAAAGGAUCAUAUGGUUCUUGUCCUUUCAUUUAUUAAUGUAGUGUAUCACAAUGAUUGAUUUGUGGAUGUUGAACCACCCUUGCAGCCCAGGAAUAAAUCCCACUUGGUCGUGGUGAAUAAUCUUUUUUAAUGUACUGUUGGAUCCUAUUGGCUAGUAUCUUGGUGAGAAUUUUUGGAUCCAUGUUCAUCAGGGAUAUUGGUCUGUAAUUCUCCUUUUUGGUGGGGUUUGGGAUCAAGGUCUGGUUUUGUCUCGUUUGGGGAUCCAGGUAAUGCUGGCCUCACAGAAAGAGUCUGGAAGUUUUCCUUCCAUUUAUAUUUCUUGAAACAACUUCAGAAGAAUAGGUAUUACUUCUUCUUUAAAUGUUUGGUAAAAUUCCCCUGGGCAGCCGUCUGGCUCUUGUUUGUUGGAAGAUUUUUUAUUACUGCUUCAAUUUCCUUGCUGGUUAAGGGUCUGUUCAGGUUUUUAAUUUCUUCCUGUUUCAGUUUUGGUAGUUUAGUUUCUAGGAAUAUACCCAUUUCUUCCUGAUUGCCUAAUUUGUUGGCAUAUAGUUGCUUAUUUUUUUUUUAUUUAAGAUUUUAUUUAUUUAUCUGACAGAGAGAAAC